Molecule: messenger RNA, 2774 nt
Organism: Chiloscyllium plagiosum (whitespotted bambooshark)
Lineage: Eukaryota; Metazoa; Chordata; Chondrichthyes; Orectolobiformes; Hemiscylliidae
Gene: fbxo45
Product: F-box protein 45
Biological process (GO): proteasome-mediated ubiquitin-dependent protein catabolic process; synapse assembly involved in innervation
Cellular component (GO): synapse; SCF ubiquitin ligase complex
Molecular function (GO): protein binding
Source: RefSeq, a predicted model, not a curated record
CUCAGGAAGUUCGGGACCGCGCUCGCACGCCCUCCCCGGGGGGGGGGCGCGGGGUAAGAUGGCGGCCGGGAAGCUGCCGGCCCGGGUGUUGGAGCUGCUCUUCUCCUACCUGGAGCUGCCCGAGCUGCUGAGCUGCUCGUUGGUUUGCCGCCACUGGAACCGCUGCCUGGAGGCGGACGAGAACAGCGAGGUCUGGAGGAGCGUGUGCCAGCGGCUGCUGAGCGAAGAGGCGCUGAGCUCGGACAUCUUGUGUAACCUGAGCAGCUACAAGGCCAAGGCCCGGGCCCUGCGACACGCCUGGAGCUCGGCGGACUGCUCCCGCAACGUCUACAUCAAGCGCAACGGCUUCACCCUGCACCGCAACCCGAUCGCCCAGAGCACGGACGGUGCCCGCGCUCACAUCGGCUUCAGCGAGGGCCGCCACGCCUGGGAGAUCUGGUGGGAGGGACCCCUGGGCACCGUGGCUGUCAUCGGUGUGGCCACCCGCCGCGCCCCGCUCCAGUGUCAGGGCUACGUGGCCCUGCUGGGCAGCGACGACCAGAGCUGGGGCUGGAACCUGGUGGACAACAACCUGCUGCACAGCGGCGAGGCGGCCGGCAGCUUCCCGCAGUGUAACAACGCGCCCAAAUACCAGAUUGGGGAAAGGAUACGUGUCAUUCUAGAUAUGGAAGACAAGACUUUAGCAUUUGAACGAGGCUAUGAAUUCCUUGGCGUAGCUUUCCGAGGCUUGCCAAAAGCAUGUCUGUAUCCGGCGGUAUCAGCGGUUUAUGGUAACACUGAGGUGACUAUGGUGUAUCUGGGCAAACCACUUGAUGGUUGAUAGUGGGCAAACUGCAUGAGUUUACGUCUUAGAACCAAAGGAAGCUGCUCAAAGGGCCGUGGAUAGUCUUGUCAAUUCCCGGCAAUCAAAAGGAGCGAUGUGCAGUAGUCCAAGGGAGUGCAGUGAGGACUGCCAACCGGCAGAACCCAUAUGGCUGGAUCACCAUUGUAUAUAUGUCUAAAUAAUCUGUGCGUAUGUAGUGACGUUGGCUGUCUGUUUUACUGUAACAUGCUGUGUACAAUUUCACUAUAAUGAUGGGUGGGGGGUGGGAACAGAGUCAGGCUGUAACUCAAAUCAUUUUGCUAACUGGAGAUUUCACGUAAAAUUGUGUACCCUAGCUGCAUCUUGAAACACAUUUGAUUGUGAUCGAAUGCUGCACAGCUCAGGAUUUUAAAUUAUUUAUUACUGUGACACGGGCUGGACUCGCAAGGAGGUAUCUUCUGGGGAUGGGAGGGUGGGAAUUUGAAUGAAGUAGUGUGGAUAACGUCACGUGGAUUGUUGCAUGGCAGGUCUAUGCCAAAGGGUAGGUGUUGGUGGUGGAGACUGACAUGUAAACAUUUUAACAGUUGAUUCCUUAAAAGAAACAGGUUCCUUAAAACACUUUGCCACUUGACAGUAUCCUGAUUCUCAUGACCUUGAUCACAUUUUGUUGAUUCAAUUUCAGGCUGUGUUAUCAACAGUAAAGGAACUCUCUCUGCCCGCUUUACCACCAGUUCUUCAUUUACUUCUUUGUUCCUAUUUCAAGUUUUACAGAGCAAAGUGCAAAGUUGUAUCUAAUGGUACAAUCUGAGCCAUGCCUGUUUAGAAAAUGGUUUGCAAGGGGGUUGACUUAAUAUCCAGUUUCACUUCAAUCUCACCGAACCCAUCAAAAGCUGCAGCACAAACUGACAAGUUCUUUUGAACUGGAUGGUUUAUUCUCGGGGCUGUUGGACAGUGUUAGUGGUCAACGUUUCCGCUUUUUAAAAAAUGAGUUUGUUUUGUGAGCUCUGCGAAGAAAUGCACCCAGUUGACAAAUUCAGAUGCAUGUUGUAUGCUGAAGUGCACAUAAUUUUCGGCAGUUCCCUGAUGAAUGCACCAGCUAAAGAGUUAUUCAUGUUAUUUGUUUCUGUUUGAAUCUUGCUGGAGCGCUGGAAUAAAAUGCACAGGACUAUAGAGUCAUACAGCAUGGACUAGAAUCUAAUUCCACUUUGAAUUUGAAACAAAAACAGAAAUUGCUGGAAAAGCUCAGCAGGUUUGGCAGCAUCUGUGGAGAGAAAUCAGAGUUAACGUUUCGGGUCGAGUCACCCUUCCUCAGAAGGCCCCGAUCUUCAAACAGGAUUGCAAAGUGAUUUUAGGCAUUCUGGGGAAUGGUACUGGGUGCCAUUUUAUACACCUGAAAUUUCUCCGGAAAGCUUUCCAAACAUUCCUGGGGUCUUAAAAUGGAGAGAUGCCCUGGCUAUAUGGUGCAACCCCCUCUCAGGUUUCCUACAAAUUUCAUUUGAUUCUGGGGGUCCGUUUGUUGAUCCGGUUUCCAUACCAGUGGAGUUGGAGUAGUCUGUUUUAGAAAUACGCUACUCGGUAGAUGAGAGCAACCCCAGUGGUUAGGCCUGGAGCCUUCACCUUUCGCCCAGCUAUUGUACAAUGACAACUGGGCCUGAUUUUAAUUUGAAUUUCCAAUUAGAACAUGGGAGGGUAUUUAUUUGGAAAAGAAAGUAUCCAAAUGUGAAGUUGUGGAUUUACUGCGCACUUCUGUCUACUACAAGGCAGUCUUGAUGAAAUGUAUUGCUGCUAUAGAAUUGUAUUUCCGUUAUUUUUGUGUAUUUUUGUAACUUUGAUUAAUUUUUUGUGUUACGGACAUGAUGAACAUGGUAUUUUGCUAUUUACGAUUUUUAUUUGUGCAUAUGUCAUGGAUUUUAAUUUGUGAGCAAUUUUAAAUGACCUGAAUUUUUUUUUGUAACGUAAAGGAGUCAUUGUU